UCUCUCUCUUUUUUUCAGAUAAAAUCAAGAAAAAAUCCAAUGUGAAGAGAAUAGCCCAGCGGAGUGGUUGGGAUUUUGUGACAAUGAAAUGAACUAGUUGCAACAACAAAAAAAUCACGAGGAUUCGACGCAGUGCAAUUAUUAUUUGUUGAUUCCGCGGACACGUCAACAGUGAUUUCGUUUCCAGCAUGGAUUCAGAAAAGCUGGAGAAAAUGCGAAUUUCGCACAGCGGACUUGUGGCUCGUUCCCCGGAAGGACAUGCUGCCAAGGGCAUGCAAAUCAAAGGAAACGAAGACCUUUGGGUAGAAAUCCAGGCCCACACUUUCCGGAACUGGGUCAAUGAACAAAUCAAACCCACUGGUCUGGUGGUUCAGGAUUUGGAAACGGAUUUUUGCGAUGGAUUGAAGCUGAUUGCGUUGUUGGAGGUGCUGCAAAAGAAAAGUAUCCGGAAAAUUGCGAAUCCCAUCAACCAACACCAGUUUUUGGAAAAUGUGCAAUUUGCUCUGAACUCGAUCGAAAACGAUGGCAUCAAACUUGUCAACAUCGGCAAUGAGGACAUAGUGAACGGGAACCUGAAGCUGAUCCUGGGGCUGAUCUGGUCUCUCAUCUUGAGGUACCAAAUCGGCCGUUCAAAGUUCCCACCCAAGAAACUCAUGCUGGCCUGGUUACAGGCUGUUAUCCCUGAAUGCAGACCAACAAAUUUCACGAGUGACUGGAAUUCCGGCAUCAGUCUCAGUGCACUUUUGGAUUACUGCAAACCCGGGUUAUUCCCGAAUUGGCGAGACCUUGAUCCGAAUGAUGGGAUUCGGAAUUGCAAGAGGGCCAUGGAGCUGGCCCAGCGAGAAUUCGACAUCCCCAUGGUGCUGGAGCCGGAAUACCUUGCGUCACCUUACCUGGACGAGUUGUCGGGCAUGACUUACUUGUCCUACUUCAUGAAGGAGAACUCGCCGGGAUACACGGCGACCCUGGACUGGACCAAGUCCCAGUUGCCACAGUUGCCCAUUGACAACUUCACUACGGAUUGGAACGAUGGUGCAGCAGUUUGCGCCCUGGUGAGAACUUUCGGAGGCCCCAUUCCAGAAUACGACAAGAUUUACAAAAGCGAAGCCUAUUGGGAGUCAAAUUUGAAAAAGGGUUUCGAAGGAGGCGAGAAAAUAAACAUACAGCCUCUGUUGAAACCCAAGGAAAUGGCGGAUCCUCACGUGAACCAUUUGGGACCCAUGGCUUAUGUUGCUAGGUUUCAGUGGUUGACCCCGAGAAAUACCCCUGGGGAACGUAUCAAGGUGACAUCUUCCGUCAGAACCGUGAAAAUUCAUAACCAAGUGCCAUUCAACAUUGAUUUCCUGGACGAUGACGUGGAACCCGCGAAUCUCCGAGCCGAGAUCCAUUGCCCCAACGACAGAGUGAUUCCCAUCAAGCUGGAAAUGACACCCAAUGGUGCCCGCGGGGUAUUCGUACCCGAGGAGAUCGGGAUGCAUCGGGUCGUGGUGACGAACGAGGGGGAACUGGGCUCGGGUUGCCCCUGUGUGGUGCGGGCCACGCCGGAAACGGUCAAGUACACCCUGGGCGGAAUUGAUCCCUGCGCCAUCGGGUCCAUUGUGGAGGUGCUGGUCAGCCCGAAUGGUGUAUACAUGGGCACAUUCCAACCAGACCAGGCUGGAGAAUGGAAAAUCGCAGUGACCUAUGAAGGCGAGCACAUAGAAGGCAGUCCCUUCACUUGCUAUGUGUAUGACCCGAACGCCAUCCGGGUCACUGACCUGGACGGGGCCUGUCCAUGUCUGGACUUUACAUUCACUGUGGACAGUCGGGAUUGUGGCUAUGGGGAAACACUGGUGGACGUGGCCUAUUCGGGCAAGUCUGUUCCACAUCGGGUCAUCCCGAUCGAAGAGGGACUGACCAAGGUCACCUUCCGACCCCCGGCCCGGGGCAAGUGCCGAGUGUACGUGUACUUCAAUGGCAUUGAGCCGAAAGCGUCUCCAUUCACGAUCCGAGUGGGUUCCCACGACCACGACAGCAAAAAGAUCCACGAAAUGGAAAAGCGGUCGCAGAGACGAGCAGCCCGAGCAGCAGCAGCAGCAGCAGCAGCAGCCACCAGCACCAGCAGCAGCGUCGGCAACGUCAACAGCCUCCCCAGGAUGAGCUCCUCCAAGGAACCAAGGUCUAACUUCAACUCGCUGCGGAAGGUGGUGCAUGAGACGCAGUUGGACAUGCGGCGAGGGAGUGACAGCACCCUUGACAGCCAGUCGGCCCCCUUAACCAACCACCGGUCCCCUAAUGGCUCUUUCUCGCCCCUGCCCGGAUCCCCCAGCAGGGAGUCCAAGGUGUCUGAACACCUUGUCUCAGGCUCGGUUUUGAACACCAGUGAUGAGAUGGGGGAUCGUCACUGGUCACAAGGAAGAACCUCUUCAUCUGUGUUGUACCAAGGUUUGGGAAUGAGAAGGAGCAGUGGUGCUUCAGGCUCGGUUUUGAACACCAGUGACGAGAUGGGGGAUCGUCAUUGGUCACAAGGAAGAACGUCUUCAUCUGUGUUGUACCAAGGUUUGGGAAUGAGAAGGAGCAGUGGUGCUUCAGAGGAACGUGAGCGUUCUUCAACACCAGUUGGCAGUUCCAACAAGACGCCGACAUCAAAAUUAUUCGGCACUUCUUGGAGCCCAGCUCCAACAGGGACCAGCAGCCAAGAAUUCCUCAGCACCACAAACAUGACCUCGUCGCUAGGUGUCACUGGCAGACGAGCCAGCAGGGAAAAGUUGGGUACUCCAUUUUCCUACCUGGACCCUUCCAGCUUACUUGGGGAUACAACUAGUGAACAGGAUGCUGCGAGAAGAGGAUCGUCUGACAGAGAGAAGUUGAACCAGUCUUGGGGCAGUUCCAAUGGAUUUGGCCAUGAGUCUUCGACUUUAUUCAACAAGACCAGCAGCCCAGCGGAAAAGCGCUUCGAAAGCAGCAAUACGUACAGAUCAAUGAACUACACGGAAAUGAGUUCUGGAGGCGAGGAAAAAUUGUAUUCGUCCUUGUCCCGGUCGCAGAAUUCCCCCAGCAGAAUUUCAGACGAAACAGUGCAAACCAUCAACGACUUGGUUGACGCAGGUCCUGCUUCCACCUUCAAACUGGUUCCUGUCCACAAGCAAUCAGGGUUCGUCAUCAGUGCCAAUGAUGCGUCGCAGUCGGAUAUCAAGUCUUCGACUUUAUUCAACAAGACCAGCAGCCCAGCGGAAAAACGCUUCGAAAGCAGCAAUACGUACAGAUCAAUGAACUACACGGAAAUGAGUUCUGGAGGCGAGGAAAAAUUGUAUUCGUCCUUGUCCCGGUCGCAGAAUUCCCCCAGCAGAAUUUCAGACGAAACAGUGCAAACCAUCAACGACUUGGUUGACGCAGGUCCUGCUUCCACCUUCAAACUGGUUCCUGUCCACAAGCAAUCAGGGUUCGUCAUCAGUGCCAAUGAUGCGUCGCAGUCGGAUAUCAAGGUAAUUAUAAAAGAUGAAACCCAUGGCUGUCAAUUAUUGCAUCGCAUCACGGACAACUUGGAUGGAACUUUCACAAUCCACUUCACGCCUGCAGAAGCUGCAGAUAUUAAAAUUGACGUUUCAGUGAAAAACAAGAAGGUCAAAGAGUCUUCGACUUUAUUCAACAAGACCAGCAGCCCAGCGGAAAAGCGCUUCGAAAGCAGCAAUACGUACAGAUCAAUGAACUACACGGAAAUGAGUUCUGGAGGCGAGGAAAAAUUGUAUUCGUCCUUGUCCCGGUCGCAGAAUUCCCCCAGCAGAAUUUCAGACGAAACAGUGCAAACCAUCAACGACUUGGUUGACGCAGGUCCUGCUUCCACCUUCAAACUGGUUCCUGUCCACAAGCAAUCAGGGUUCGUCAUCAGUGCCAAUGAUGCGUCGCAGUCGGAUAUCAAGGUAAUUAUAAAAGAUGAAACCCAUGGCUGUCAAUUAUUGCAUCGCAUCACGGACAACUUGGAUGGAACUUUCACAAUCCACUUCACGCCUGCAGAAGCUGCAGAUAUUAAAAUUGACGUUUCAGUGAAAAACAAGAAGGUCAAAGGAUGUCCGAUUCAAAUGUACUCCUACGACGCAUCGCAAAUCCGUGUUGGCGUCAUUCCCGAUGGUUCUGUUGGCAAGCCUGUUGAAUUCUCGAUUGAUGGAGCUUCAGCUGGAGCAGGAAACCUGGAAAUUCUGGUGAAUGGAGGACAUGUGACUUCAAACAUUGAAGACCUUGGGGACCAGCAAUUCAAAGCCUCAUUCAUUCCCCAUCAAGCAAUUCCUCACACUGUGGACAUGAAGUUCAACAAUCAACCAGUACCUGGUGGUCCAUGGCACAUAAAUGUGGAUGAAGGUGGUGGUCUCCAUCGGAAAGGCGUGUCGACACUGACGAGAACCACUGUGGUGUCGAGUGGUAACACUGGCAGUGCCAGACGGGGAAGUCUAAUUCCUGUGACACCCAGAGUCCUUAACGCAGACGACACACAACACGUGUCAGUGGGCCAAGUGGCGAGUUUCGACAUUUUAGCGCCUGGCUGCAACAGUCGGGAACAGUUGACCGUCAGCGUUCUUGGCCCAACGAAGCAGCCGGUGUCGAGUCGGUUGAUUUCUUUGGACCCGACGUCGGAUUCGUCCCCGAACUUCAGAGUCGAGUUCACAGUGGUAGAUGUCGGGUCUUACUACACGAAAAUCGCGGUCAAAUCAGACAGUGGCGACAUCUUCGAGGCCGUUGGUUCGCCUUUCCUUCUGCGCGCUUUUGAUGCAUCCUUGAUCCAGAUGCUGGAUGCACCCAUUGCUGGCAGUGUCGGGAAUAAGUGGUCGCCGUUUUACUGUCAAGUAACUGAGGGUGACAAAGUGAAAAUUGACUUGCAACACUUGGAGGCGAUCCCGACUGAUGAACCAGCUAGUUUCCUCAUCAAGGUUGAUGGAACUGCACCAGCUGAACUCAGUGUUUCUGUCCGUUCUCCUUCACAAACCACUCUUCCUGUCAAGGUUAAUGGAACCACCAGGACUGGGUUCCACGCGGAAUUCUUGCCCAAGGAAGUGGGGACUCACACAGUGUUGGUGGAGUAUAAUGGCGCCGCUGUGCCUGGUACCCCUUUC
Notodromas monacha is the source of this 5084-nucleotide messenger RNA. Lineage: Eukaryota; Metazoa; Arthropoda; Ostracoda; Podocopida; Cyprididae. The record is from the annotation of a GenBank genome assembly.